AUGAAUGAUAGGAAUAGAAGAGUAGACAACCUUAACGGGCUCGUGACAUCGCAACCCAAGGCCACUCAAAGAAUACGAAAUGGAGGUAAAAAGCGAAGACAUCGAGCACUAAGUUAUGUAUAUCAUCUUAAAAUCAAUGGGGAACUGCAGAAGAUUUGCCAACAUUGUUUUAAAAAAACCUUUGACGUUACUGACAGAUUUCUUAAGUACAUGCUUUCUUCUAGAGAAAAUAAUAUUGCAAUUAUUUCCACACCAGAUCAAAGAGACGCUCAUGCUCCACCAUCUAAAAUUUCAGAACAAAGGAAAAAUGAAGUUAUUGGACAUAUCAACUCAUUUCCCCGAAACAAAAGUCAUUAUACUCGUCGGCAUACAGAUAAAGAAUAUUUGGCUGCCAAUUUGAAUAGAGCCUCGUGGUACUGGACUAACGCCGCGCUCAAGCAUAUGCCACAACGUGUAUGGCCUACUAUAGUUUAUCACCCUUAUCAAGGAAGUACCUGUCGACGGUCGACGGUCUAUGAGCGAGCAGCGAAAUUUACUUGA
Psylliodes chrysocephalus is the source of this 540-nucleotide messenger RNA. Lineage: Eukaryota; Metazoa; Arthropoda; Insecta; Coleoptera; Chrysomelidae. The record is from the annotation of a GenBank genome assembly.